Parasteatoda tepidariorum (common house spider) is the source of this 8511-nucleotide messenger RNA. The record is from RefSeq and is a predicted model, not a curated record. Lineage: Eukaryota; Metazoa; Arthropoda; Arachnida; Araneae; Theridiidae.
UCAACAUAGUGUAUGUUUUCAGGUGACUUGAUGAAUGAAGACAAUGUGUUAGCGUGGCUGACUAAUAUUGAUUCACUUGAAAUACCGGAUGCCAUAGAGGAAGUGAACGCCAAAGUCCUUCAGAGUAUUAUAGACGAGACAGAAUUUGUGGCCGUUCUCUUCUAUAAGAAUGAUUCGGCAGAAAGCAGCGCAGUUCUUCAUGAUCUGGAGGAGAUAGACGAUGAGGCUGAUAAAGAUGGAAUCGCAUUCGUCAAAGUGAGCGACGAAGUACUGGCCCUGGAAUUCGGAUUAGAGAGCCUGCCUGCUCUUCUCUACUACCGAAAUAAAGUUCCUCUCCUGUAUGACGGAAAUCUCCAUGACGAAAAAGUUGUUUUGAGUUGGCUGGAAGCUCAUAAAGAUUUAGAUUCUGAUGUCAUAGAAGAUGUAUCCAGUAACAUUCUGCCCAAACUGAUAGAAAACACAACGUUUUUAGCCGUCCUCUUCUAUGACGCCACUGAUGCUGAGAGUCAAACGACAUUAUUAGAAUUGGAAGCCAUAGAUGAUGAUGCAAGCAAAAAUGGGAUUCCUUUUGUCAAAAUUUCUGAUCUGGAUGUCGCUGCACAGUAUGGAAUACAGGAUUUUCCUACACUGGUGUACUUUGAAAAAAGGAUGCCCAACUUCUUUCAGGGUGACCUGUCUGACGAAGAAGAAGUUUUGAAAUGGUUGAUUCAUCAGAAAGAAUCGGAUGAGAUUGAAGAUGUCACAAACAAAGUGUUGUCUCAAAUGAUAAAAGCAUCCGAUUUCUUAGCCGUCUUAUUCUACGAUAGUUCCAGUAAUACAAGUCAGACGAUUCUUCAGGAAUUGGAAGGAAUAGAUGACGAUUGUGAUCAGCAUAACAUACCUUUUGUGAAAAUCGAUGACAGUCAAUUGGAAUCCCUUUACGGCAUUAAAAACCCACCCACUCUUGGAUUCUAUAAGAAACAGGUUCCAAAAUUCUAUGAAGGAGAUUUAUCCAAUGAAGAGAAAGUACUGGAAUGGCUCGUAGAACAGAUGAAUAUAGAUGAAAUUGAAGAUAUUUCAGCAACAGUUUUAGCACAAAUGAUAAAGAACACAGACUUUCUAAGUGUACUAUUUUAUGACAAGAACUCUGAGAGAUCAAAGAAAGUGAUUAAAGAGCUUGAGAACAUUGAUGAUGAAGCUGACGAAAGAAAUUUACCCUUCGUCAAGAUAUCCGAUGCUGAAUUGGCUAAAUCGUAUGGAAUUGACGAUGAACUCCCCAUUCUCGUCUACUUUGAGGGUCAGAUUCCCAGCAUAUACAGAGGUGAUUUAAUGAAGGAGGAGGAAGUACUUAAAUGGUUGGUGAAACAGAUGACAACGGAUGAAAUAGAAGAAGUGUCUGAUAAACUCUUGGAUAUAAUGAUCAAAAAACACAAUCAACUCGCCGUUCUCUUCUAUGAUGCCACGUCUGAUACGAAAGUUCUAACUGAACUCGAGAAAAUCGAUGAUGAUGCUGAUGAACAUAAAAUAGUUUUUCUAAAAACAAGUGACCUGGGUGCUGCAGAGAAAUAUGGUUUGGAAUAUCUUCCAGCGUUGGUAUUCUUUUACAACCAGAUGCCAAAUGUCUACAAUGGAGACAUGCGGGAGGAACAAGAAGUUCUGGCUUGGCUGGUGGAACAGUUGACCAAAGACGAAAUUGAAGAUGUCACAGAAAAGAUGCUUCAGAAUUUGGUGGAAACCACUCCAUCCCUUGCAGUCCUCUUCUAUGAUGCUGAUAGUGCUGUGAGUCAGGUGGUAUUGAAAGAACUUGAAAAAAUAGACGAUGACAGUCAAGAAUACAACAUUCCAUUCGUGAAGAUAUCCGAUGAUUCUUUAGCCAAACAGUACGGUUUAAAUGAUGAACUUCCGAUUCUUGUUUACUUUGAAAAUGCUAUUCCAUCAGUAUAUGAAGGUGACCUGACAAAGGAAGGUGAGGUACUUCAGUGGUUGAUUAAGUUGAGCUCUGAAGACAGCAUAGAAGAAGUAACGGAAGAAAUACUAUUAACCCUUGUAAAGGACAAAGGAUAUGUUUUGGCUUUCUUUGCACCAAAUGACUGCACCCCCUGCCAGGAGAUUCUAACCGAAUUAGAGAACAUCGACGACGAAACUGACGCCAACGGAAUCCUACUGGUGACAACUGACGACAUGAAUGUCGCCAAGUUUAAAGCUAACGUCACUCAAUUUCCUGCCCUCAUACUUUUCCGGAAUGAAGAACCUGUGGUAUAUGAAGGCGAUCUGAUGGAUGAAGGAGCCAUUCUCCAAUGGGUGACAAGUAAAGAGGUCCUCCACAGCCCCAAUGCAAUCGAGGAAGUCAACAAGAGAAUGUUGGAGAACAUUCUGAACACUUCUCAUUCUGUAGCUGUCUUCUUCUAUAAGAAAACAAAUUGCAAGCUGUGUGAAGAAGUUCUUCAGCUUUUAGAGAGCAUCGACGGUGAGGCAGAGGAGAAUCACGUGGAUUUCGUGAAGGUGUCCAAUCCUGAAGUGGCAGAGAUUCACAAUGUGACUCAGUUUCCAACCCUCCUCUUCUUUCGCAAAAGAUCUCCUUUCACAUACAUCGGGGAUUUGAAACAACCGGAGGAGAUAUUGAAGUGGUUGAUUGAAAACAGAGAUCGACCUGACAGCGUCAUCGAAGAUGUUGACAGAAAAGUGCUGGAAGUCUUGCUUGAAGAGCAAACAAUUGCCGUCUUCUUUUAUGAUGAAAACUGCACUAUGUGUGAUUCUAUUUUGCAAGAAUUGGAAAAUAUCGACGAUGAUUCGGAUCGAUAUGGAGUUCAGAUGCUGAAGACUGACGACACAGAAUUCGCCGCCGAACUGGGAGUGUCUGUCGUCCCAUCAUUUGUCUACUUCGAAAACAUGAUACCCAGCAUUUACGAUGGUGACCUCAUGAAUGAGAAUGAACUCCUUGAGUGGCUGGUCAUGCAAAAGACAGAAGACACCAUUGAAAACAUAAACAGGGAUAUGCUGUUCCGCAUGAUUGAAGAGCAAGAGUAUUUGGCCAUAUAUUUCUACAAAGAAAAUGACAAAGAAAGUAAAGAUAUUCUGAAACACUUGGAACAGAUUGAUGAUGACUGCAGUGAUUAUGAGGUGCAACUUUUAAAGAUGUCGGAUUUUUUGAUGGCCAAAAAAUACAGAGUCAGGAACCCUCCCGGAUUAGUGUUUUUCCGACAUGGCAACCCUAUUGUUUAUCCAGGUGAUUUGACCGAGGAAGAGGAAGUGCUCGAUUGGCUGACCAGUCCGGAUAACAUGGAGAGUAGUGAUGCUAUUGAGAAGGUAAAUAAAAGAAUGCUGGAACGAGUUCUUCAGAGAUGCGAUUACUUGGCUGUUUUUUUCUAUCGCAAAACGCAUUGUCGCAAAUGUGCAAAAGCUUUGGAGGAGCUGGAGCACAUUGAUGAUGAUGCGGAAGCUGAAGGAAUUCAUUUCGUGAAGAUGGAAGAUGAAAUUUUUGCUCGAACAUUGGGUGUUUAUAACAUGCCUUCUCUCAUAUUCUUCAGGUUCGGCAACACAAAAGAUCCAGUCAUCUAUGCAGGUGAUUUGAAGAAUGGGACAGACAUAUUGGAUUGGCUGAUAACAGAGAAGGAUCCUUCAAGCGACAUGAUUGAAGAAAUGGAUGGUGAUGAAUUGGAAGAACUUAUUGAACAGGCAGAUUAUCUCGCUGUGUUAUUCUAUGAUCCAGAUGUUGAAGAUUGCCCAGCUUGCCUGGAGACUCUGGCUGAUUUAGAGAACAUUGACGACGACACAGAUCGUCAUGGAAUUUUAUUCGUGAAGACAACAGACGACAGCAUUGCAGCAGAUUAUGGCAUCACUAAAUUUCCUGCUUUGAUUUAUUUUGAAAACAACGUUCCAAGUAUUUACAAUGGUGACAUAGCAGCCGAGGAAGAAGUGUUGCAGUGGUUGAUACAUUCCAAGUCAGAAGAUACCAUUGAGGCUGUCAACAAAGACAUGUGUGACAAAUUAAUAGAAAACACGCCCUACCUUGUCGUCAUAUUUUAUAAAGGCCAGAACAAAGCAUCUGAAGCGAUUGUGCAGAGAUUGGAGAACAUCGACAGCUUCACUGAUGAGUACGGCAUUCAGAUGGUGAAGACUCAAGACAAUUCUGUCGCCAGACGUUAUGGUGUGAAACAGUUUCCGGCUCUCAUAUUCUUCCGUAAUGAAAGACCAAUGCAAUAUAAGGGUAAGUUUUAUUUUCUUGAUCACGCAACAGACAUAGUUAUGAUGUUAACAUCGGUAAGAAGUUUGAAGAUAGGAGUACCAGCUCAGGCGCUGUUCACGUCAUCUGACCGGGGUCAAAAUUAUGUGACUUUCCUGCCAUGUUUGUUAAAAUAUAAAAAUGGGACUAGGUGCUUGACCAUGAUUGCAUGGUGUGUAUUAUUAAAAUGCGAUAAAUUGUUAGAGGAACGUUACAAAGUAUUGCAUUUGAGAGAAGGUUCGUCGAGGAUCAAGCGAAGAUGCAUUAAUCGAGUAGGAAAAAAAAUAUUGAAUUUCACCCCCAUUGCCAUAAAUACUAAUAUUUUGAUUUUUCCAGACGAAAAGGAAUGUGAGGUGUGCCUUGACAUCUUAGACGUUCUGGAAGAAAUUGACGAAGAUUGCGACUUGUUCGGCAUCAAGUUUGUGAAAGUGAGCGAUUCAAAUGCAGCAGUAAAGUACGGUGUGCACAGUGUUCCAUACUUGACCUACUUCAGGAAAACAGUGCCGGCUUACUAUGAGGGAUCGUUGCAUGAUGAGGAGAAAGUAUUCAAUUGGUUGACAAGCCUCGACAUGAUUGACAUGAAGAAUGAGAUUGAGGAAGUGAGCAGAAAGAUGCUGGACAAACUUCUGCAGGAAAAUGAUUUCAUUGCAGUCCUCUUCUAUGACGAAGAAUGUUCGGCGUGUGAUCAGGCCCUACAUUCGUUGGAAGAUAUCGAUGAUGAGAUCGAUGAAUUGGAUAUCGUUUUUGUAAAAAUUAAAGAUGCCCGAUAUGCAAUGAGAUAUGGAGUAAAGAACCUCCCCUCACUCACAUACUUCAGAAAAAGAUUUCCAACAGCAUACCGGGGCAAUUUGACUGACACUGCUGAAGUUCUGAACUGGUUAAAGAAGAACAGAUACAGGAACAGAGAGUUGAAUCUGUUCAUGUUCUCCAUCAUAGCCAUGGGGGUCCUCUUCAUCCAGUACACUUUCUUCUUGAAAUUCUGUUUCGCUCCGAUGCUCGAAGAGAAGAAGAGCUAACACCACGUGACAUUUCUGGAAAUGGACAUCUUUUCGCGGCCAUCCUGUUAUUUCAUUGUGUGAUAGGAUUCCAAAACUGCACCCAUUUCACCGCAUUCCUUAUUUCAUCUUCUUCGUGUUAUGCUGAAAUGAUGAAUUCGUUAACAUGCAUAAUAACUGUUCAGCUUAAACUCCAAAAAUGCCGAUUUAUCUGCUGAACGUUUAGCAACUUCAGAAUCCAAAACUGAAGGUUAUCUAUGUUGUAAGCUAAUUAAAUAUUCUCUGCAAACAUUAAUUUGCAAUUGUAAAUCAGAAAAAAUCUCCCGCAUUUUCAAAUAAGCCUGAGACGUCUUAUGCAGCGAUCCCAUAUACGUUUAUGCUUAUUGGAAAAUACCAUCGUUCAAUCGGCUUGAUUUAUUCUAGCAUGCCGUUUGCAAUAAGCUCAGAGAAGUGAAGGCUUACUCCAAAAAGAAUUUAUAAAGGUUCAUUGUAAUAAGCUUAAGCAAAAGUCAGACUAAUUAGAUAAUUCUUCGAAGAUUUUCUAAUUAGCCUAAAGUCAAUCAGGUUGAUGGUAAUAAACCUAAAAAAUACCAGGCAGAUUCGAAAAUAUUGAAGACUUUUCAGAUUAUCGAAAAAUGCAGGUGCUAUUUACAAAAAGCCUACAACGUAUACAACCUUCUCCGAUAAGCCAACGAUAUAUUUUGUUACAUAAUUAUUUCAGUUAUUAGUUGAACUAUAAACAACUUUCAGAAAUUUUUCUGUAACUAUCAGGCUAACUAGAUAUUUGAUUUAAAGGGUAAUAAACUAUCCAAUUUAAACAAGAAGCUAAUUAGUUGGUUAAACAAUACAGAUUUAAAUCAGCAGCCAUUAUUCAGGAAAUACCAUUAUGCAUUGUCGCACCUUACUCAAGUUUUCAGUUAUUUAGUGGCAUAAAUGAAGUUAUUAAAUUAUGUUUUGAAGCAAUGUAAAACUUUUUAUGAUAAUAUAAUAACUACAUUAAUUGUUUAUUAUUAACAGGUUAGAAUUGUUUACUGAAGAAGCUAUAAACAAGUGCCAUCAUUAAUCCUCAAACACAGUUCCUCAGCACUGAUGAGGAUACUUGUUUACUGCCAAUCAAUUGAAAAGACAACGUGCUUUACACAAGAUUUGCACUUGCUUUUUUUUUUAAAUUUGUACGGAUGUUUGCAGUAUCGUAACAGCUGUCUGGCUAAAUAAAUAUUAUAUUGGUACAUCAUGUUUAAAGUGAUGGUACAUGAUGUUUAAAGUGAUCCUAGUUUAAAUUACUGUGAUUAUAAGUCAUCAUGGUUACAUAUUACCAAGAUUUACAAUUGCAACCAGUCAUCAUUACUUGUAAUUAUAACAAGAAACUUCUGCAAGUAGUUAUGAUCACAGGUAAUAAUAACCAUAAAUUCUUGCAAGCAAUCACUAUUGCAUGUAAUCAACACAUAAUCAAGAUACCUAUCAAAAGUAAUUAACAUCUAUGAUUACCAAAAUUAUAAAUCCUAAAUAAUCGUGAUUACAAGCAACAAUAACGUUGGCAAGUUACCAAUCCUGGUUACUUGUAAUCGCUCAUUUUGAUUAAUUGUAAUCACAAUUAUAGUAAUCAUUACUUAUGAAUACAACACGUUUUUUUUUGUUAUUAGUGUGUCAAGUAUAAUAACAAGUCAUUAUGCAUAAUAACCAGAUUUAUCACGUCAGCAUAAACAUCAUGGUUUCUUUUCGGUCUUUCCAAAUUGCCUGGUAAAUUAAAAUUGUACGCGAUACGCUUUUUAAAAUUAAAUCAGUCUAAAUUUUCAAACAUUUUAUUUGGAUUUUUUGACAGCCAGUUUAAUCUACUUCAAAAAAAUGAUAAAUUUAACCAGACCACUCUGCUUCCGGCAAUCAAAAAGGUUUUGAUAUUUUCAGUUUGUCUUCCUCUUGUUUGAUUUCAAUAGCGUUUCUCCUCACUUAAAUAUUAGUUCAUGGUUAAUAAUGUGCCUUUUUUUCUUCAUUUAUAACAACAAGCAUUUUAAAAAUAUAUAUUAGAAAGGGUCAUUACGUACAGGCGGAUAUAGCUCAAAAUUUGAAUUUUACUACUUUUCAUUGGCAGUUGUAGCAUUUUCAACAUUGCCACUUUUUUAAAAACAAAUUUAAAAACAACUGUUGAUAAUCAUAAUGUAAGGUAUCUCUUUUAAAAGUACUUCUCAAAAUAGGGUAAGUAUUACAAAGUUCAUUUCAAAAAUGAAGAAAAAUUAUAUAAAAAAGUGCGAAAUAAAGUAAUUUUUAGACUAAUAUAGAACAUUAAUGAUAAUUCCAAAUAUGUAUUAAAAAAAUUAUGAAAUGAAUAUGUGGUGCAUUUCCGGUGAAAACAUAAUGGAGAACGAGUGGCGACUGUCAGACAAUUUUUUAAUCGCCACUUGUUAUAUUUUAUAGUACUAUGGCGGGUGAAGAACAUUCAUUUUGCCUUAUAUACUGGCUAAAUCUCGUUGCUGUUUCAAGCCAACCAACUUUUCUUAGAAUUUCUAAGUGUUGGUUGAAAGUGCCAUCCUAAAUUCAUCCAUAAUAAUAAUUCUACAAGCCUGUAACGUUAAAAUAACAGCCAUGUCAAAAACUAGUUUUCCAAAUAACAAAUUAAUUUUGGAAAAGUUCUAAAAAAAGAUACUUCAAAGCAACGAGCAAGUAACAUUUUCUAAUGAACGUAACCAAAUAAAAUAUGCAUUACGUUUAAAUAAGGCUUUGUAACAUUUUUAUACCUCAAAAUUUAUUUUAUGAAAACUCUAAAAAAACAUUUAUGUUAAAUUAACGGUCAUUUUGUUAAGCUAUUUCUUAAACAUAUUAUUAAAAACCAAUAUAUUGCAAUAAUAGUCAUUUUGUAACAACGUUUUCUAAAUAUAAAAAAAAUUUACUCUUGGGACACUUUCGAAUAACCAUUACACUAAAAUGAAUGGAUGUAUGAAUGGGUCCGGGAGUGGCAGAAGUCGAAUUCUUGGCCAUAGAACAAGAACAAUCGCACCCCCUAGUCUUAAUGGCCUACGAUAACAACGAAAAUACUGGAAUCUUCAUACUUCUGUCCUUUGUAAUUUGCUAAAGAAACACAUGAUGCACGACUUCGCUGAAUCUUUAUCAUUCAUCAUUUUCUAAUGUCUUCAUUUGUCUUAUUUAUUUAUUGUAUUAUCUGUGAAAAUGUAAAUAUUUUUUGCUCUGAAACUGAUCAAAUAAAUAUUUGUUAUACACAGAGCACCCUUUUGGACUUCUAAAAUGACUGGUGUUUUGUUUUCAUUUUUGUUUAUUAUCUAUCAUAAUUUUUUUUUGCAAUAGCAUUCUAAAAUAUCAAAA